Molecule: messenger RNA, 2247 nt
Organism: Sesamum indicum (sesame)
Lineage: Eukaryota; Viridiplantae; Streptophyta; Magnoliopsida; Lamiales; Pedaliaceae
Product: EH domain-containing protein 1
Biological process (GO): endocytosis; endosomal transport
Cellular component (GO): cytoplasm; plasma membrane
Molecular function (GO): calcium ion binding; protein binding; GTP binding
Source: RefSeq, a predicted model, not a curated record
AUGUUUUGUGGCUAUUUCUCAAAUGAAUAUGAAGCAUUAAUGAUUAAUGGAAGGCGAUUCCCAGUGGUGGAGAAACCACUGAUGGGACUGCCAAAUCGGAGUAGGAGCUUUUCCAUAUGCAAUCCCACAUCCUUCCCAUGCAAUCAUAUAACGACGAUUCGCGUAACAUAUAACACCCCCCAAAUCUGCCCGAGAAUCAUGUCAUGAUGCUAGAACAGUAAUAAAUAGCUAAGAGAAUUUCACAGGACAUCCAGAAAUCCAGCCAUGAAUGAUUUCAUGGAAAUUCGGUGCUCCCAGGAGCAUCAGAAGAUCUAUCAGACUUGGUUUGCGUUUGUCGAUUCAGAUGGAGAUGGCCGUCUCACGGCGAACGAUGCUUCCAAGUUCUUUUCCAUGUCCAACUUGCCUCGUCCGGAUCUCAAACAGAUGUGGGCAAUUGCAGAUUCAAAACGGCAAGGAUUUCUUGAAUUUAAAGAAUUCGUUUUAGCAAUGCAGUUAGUCUCUUUGGCGCAAGCUGGGCAUACUCUCACCAGAGAUAUUUUAAACACUGAAGUUGACUUUGAAAACUUGCCACCUCCAACCAUGGAAGGUCUUGAUAAACUCCUUGCUAAGAAAAAGCGUCUAAGUGAACCUGAGAAUGGCAGUCAAAGACAAUCUUCAUCCUCAGUUAAUUUGUUUCAUUCUUCAAAAUCUUCAAAGAUGUCUGGGGCCUCUGUCACUUCGAUAAUUGAUGGGUUGAAGAGACUUUAUAUGAAGAAGCUGAAGCCCCUGGAAGAUACCUAUCAGUUUAAUAAUUUUGUUUCCCCCUCAUUGACGAAUAGCGACUUUGAUGCCAAACCAAUGGUGAUGCUGCUGGGGCAGUACUCCACUGGGAAGACAACAUUUAUCAAACAUUUGCUGGGAACUACUUAUCCAGGAGCUCACAUUGGACCUGAGCCCACCACAGAUAGAUUUGUUGUAGUGAUGAAUGGAGCUGAUGAGAGAAGUGUUCCGGGGAACACCGUUGCUGUUCAAGCAGAUAUGCCAUUCAACGGGCUGACAACAUUUGGGACUGCAUUUUUGUCAAAAUUUGAGUGCUCACAAUUGCCACAUCCUCUGCUGGAGAAUAUUACAUUUGUGGACACUCCUGGAGUUUUAUCAGGAGAAAAACAACGGACACAGAGAAGCUAUGACUUUACUGGUGUAACAUCUUGGUUUGCCUCGAAGUGUGAUCUCAUUCUGCUUCUGUUCGAUCCUCACAAGCUUGACAUUAGUGAUGAAUUUAAACGAGUUAUUGAAUCUCUACGUGGUCAUGACGACAAAAUACGUGUGGUUUUGAACAAGGCCGACCAAAUUGAUACACAGCAACUUAUGCGGGUGUAUGGAGCCUUGAUGUGGUCCCUGGGGAAAGUGCUAAAUACUCCUGAGGUUAUGCGUGUUUAUAUUGGUUCCUUUAACGACAAGCCUAUACGUGAGGGUGUUGGCGGUCCUAUGGGUAAAGAGCUUUUCGAAAAAGAACAGGAGGAUCUUCUGAGUGAUUUGAAAGACAUACCGAAGAAGGCUUGUGAUCGUCGUAUAAAUGAAUUUGUCAAACGUGCGAGGGCGGCUAAGAUACAUGCCUACAUCAUCGGUCAUCUGAGAAAUGAGAUGCCUACAAUGAUAGGCAAAGCUAAGACACAGAAAAGACUCAUCGAUGAUCUUGGUGAUGAAUUCGCAAAGGUCCAGAGAGAACACCAUCUACCAGCUGGUGACUUCCCUGACGUCGAACACUUUAGAGAGCUUCUGAGUGGAUACAGUAUAGAUAGGUUCGAGAGGUUGAAACCAAAGAUGAUACAAUCUGUUGAUGACAUGCUCGCACACGACAUCCCUCAACUUCUCCAGAAAUUCCGCAACCCUUACGACUAGUGAUGCAAACGCUGUUUUCAGAACUUCUUCAAAGUCAGAAACUUUGCCUUCUACCUCAAGAUUGCACUGCAGUGGAAAUAUACAGCGCCUGUGUCCGUUGUCAUAUGUACAUAUAUAUAUUGUGAACUUGAAGGAAAAUUCUUAGACAAAUCAGAUUUCGUCGUACCAAAGCCAUUUGAUCACUUUUGUCUACAAGUAAUUGUAUUUGUCAUAUGAUUGAUUCAUGUCCGAAUUGAUUUAGUACCAAAUUAGUGGGCUGGAUCUAAUAUGAGUUUAAAUGUAUGCGCAAAAGUAGAUGGGAUAGGAGAUGGGUCGGUUGGAGUAUGAUUGGAAUCAAUAUAAAAAAGAUUAUUUUUUUUAGUAGAA